AUGUGUUCCCAUUGGCCUGACUAUGAACACACUGAGGAUGAAGACGUCGACAACGAAGGCACCAAUGAUGAAGACACCAAAAAUGAAGUUACCAGCAAGGAAUUGUUCGAUUUCUUAACGGCCAGAGAUCACAAACCAAGAUACGUGAUGUUCUUCGUUCCGAAAAAGGUAUAUUUAUUUCCCAGUUUAUAAGAAGUGUAUAUGCUAAUUUUGCCAGUUCGUGUAUGAACCAGUUCUCUCUGGACCACUGCUCCGCCUCCUUCCCGAACUCCAGCUUAUGGUCUUAAGCAAUCUUGAAUACCAAAAGGACCAGCUCUGUUUGGCGUUCACAUGCAUCUACUUCAUGCGCCUCCUUAAGCCUAUCCUCCGCGAGGGCCCACUAUAUUCUUCGUUCGGAUUCAAUCAUUUUGUCUUCUAUGGAGAUAAUUACCAAUGGGUGGCAGAAUGCGAUAUCUGUCGAGAGUCGAAGCUGGUUUUUCUCGAACAAUUGGGCCCUCCGAUUGAGCAAGGUCGAAGAAGGAAAGGAUUCCAAAUUUGUAUGGAACGUAUGCGAUACCGACCAACAAGGAAGUCUUUCUGGAUGGCGAAAGCGGAUGCGGGAGAGUUUGGAGAUACCAAUGGAUCGGAGGGAGCAAAAUUGAGGAAGUCUUCUCGGAUUGAUGUGGCCGAGUGGAGAUCUGGUGACCCGAACGUAUUAUGUCCUGCAUGCAGACAUUUUCAGAAAGGUGGAUAG
Messenger RNA from Hymenoscyphus albidus, 733 nucleotides. NCBI's taxonomy places the organism in Eukaryota, Fungi, Ascomycota, Leotiomycetes, Helotiales, Helotiaceae. The record is from the annotation of a GenBank genome assembly.